CCCCACUGACAGAGAGAGGGAAAAAAAACAUGGAGCUUGUGGUCCUCACCUCACAACCUCUAUCCCUUUUCACUUCUCUCUCUCUAUAUUUUUUUACCCUUACUUUUCCAUUCUCUCUCUUUCUCAACACUAUUCUCUUACCUUCUUCUCUUUCUCUAUCUCCCCUUCCCUCUCUCUCUAUCUCUCUCUCUUUCUUUCUCUCUCAAAUUCAUGGAUUCCAAGGGCAAAGCCAAGAAAGAGCUGAUGACGAUCGAAGCCGACAACGACGACAUAGAAGAGAGAGAGGAUGAUUCCGACUCCAAGAAGAAGAAAUUGGCGUCUUCCGCCGCCUCUGCUACUGCUGCCGCCACUUCAUCCGUUGCUAAAAAGGGCUCGGGCGGGCUGUCGCCCCCGUCCUGUCAGGCCGAGAAGUGCACUGCUGACCUCACCGACGCCAAGCGCUACCACCGCCGACAUAAGGUUUGCGAGCAACACGCUAAGGCUCCUUUCGUCAUCGUCGGUGGCCUUCGUCAGCGUUUCUGCCAGCAGUGCAGUAGGUUCCAUGAACUAUCGGAGUUUGAUGAGGCGAAGAGGAGCUGCCGCAGGCGUUUGGCGGGCCACAAUGAGCGGCGCAGGAAGAAUUCAACCGAAUCUAAUGUGGAAGGAUCGGGCCAUGGAGGGGCAGCCCAGGAAAGCCAUUGCAGGCAGGCUGAUCAAAGUGGGAGGAUGCCUAUAGCCCUCCCAGCAAGCCCAACUUUCAAACAUUUCCAGAUCAGAUAAGAUCUUACCGUUGGUCUCAAGCAUGCUCUCUCUCUUCUGUCAUCUGAUGGCUUUCUUUAUGCACCAUUCGAGGUGUUCUUUAUGUCUACGUAGGAAGUGCUGUAUUUUAAUCAUACAUAGAACAUAGCAGCACUGUGCUGGUAUCCAUCUUGCCAGUUGCGCUCCAUUGCGGGCUGCACAAUACGUAUUAGAUUCUGUGUGUUCAGUUUCCUAAGAGUUGCGCUUUCCCAACUUUUUUACAUAUUUGUAUCCGUAUCUACUCCUAGUGAUGCUUGUUGAUGACGGUUGUAUUGUAUCUUAAAAGCUAUAGAAAUUGAAGCUACGCUGUCAAGCA
This is a messenger RNA of Magnolia sinica, 1093 nucleotides long. Its product is annotated as squamosa promoter-binding-like protein 3. The record is from RefSeq and is a predicted model, not a curated record. Gene Ontology annotation, cellular component: nucleus. Gene Ontology annotation, molecular function: DNA binding. The transcript has 2 exons. NCBI's taxonomy places the organism in Eukaryota, Viridiplantae, Streptophyta, Magnoliopsida, Magnoliales, Magnoliaceae. Bases 211 to 759 code for a protein of 182 amino acids.